Messenger RNA from Geodia barretti, 1228 nucleotides. The record is from the annotation of a GenBank genome assembly. NCBI's taxonomy places the organism in Eukaryota, Metazoa, Porifera, Demospongiae, Tetractinellida, Geodiidae.
UUACGAAAAGAACAAAGAUCUGUUUAUGGUCACAUGGUGAGAAACACAAUGAGAUGGUUAUGGUGACAACUCCCAUUUGGUUAUAAAGUGAAGCAUAAAGUGCAUAUCUGUAGCUCUGUAUGGCCAUGUGAUGAAAGAAUGAAGAGUCUCUGGGUGGUUGUGGUGGCAGGAUUUAUAUUCUCUCUACUGCAGAUUGGAACUUGUCAAUGUGAUGUUGUGAGGCUAGCUGCAGCAGUACAUGAGACACUGAGUCCAUUCAUGACUGAAAUGAGGGAAGAUCUUAGCAGAAUUGAAGGUAAAGUUGAUUCUCUGAGUGGAGAUAUUGAAGAACACAAGAACAAGACGGCUGCUGAACACAGUAUGACAGUGACGACUGUGCACUCUGAACUGGAGCGAAAUGUACUGACCAAUGUUACAAAGGAACUGAAGAAGACUGCUGACUAUAUACUUGAACAACUACCCCCAUAUGAGUGUGGAGGUACAGGAGGUUGGAGACGUGUGGUCUACCUGAACAUGACAGACCCCAACACCAACUGUCCCUCUGGCUGGCAGCUCACUAGUCACUCCAAGAGGACCUGUGGUAGAGUUAACACCAGCAUUCUCUCUUGUGACUCAGUCUUGUUCCCUGUCGGUGGAGAUGACUACACUAGUGUGUGUGGCUCUAUCAGAGCCUACCAGUAUUACCGGGUUGAUGGAUUUCAGGCCUACCAUCUUGGACGUGUGACCACAAUAGAAGGAGCCUAUGUUUCAGGUGUCAGUCUCACACAUGGCAGUCCACGACAACACAUCUGGUCAUUUGCUGCUGCUACUACUGAGACCUCAACUAACAAUGAAGGAUGUCCUUGUACAGGUUCCAGUUAUACCGCCCCACCAUUUGUGGGUGGAGACUACUUCUGUGAAUCAGGAGUCAACUCAGGAUUAGUUAUUAGAGUCUUCUAUCCAGAUGAUCCUCUCUGGGAUGGAGAUGGUUGCAGUAGCAGCAGUAGCUGUUGCUCAUUCAACAAUCCUCCAUACUUCACUAAGACACUCCCCAGCCCCACCUCUGACCCUAUAGAGGCCAGACUGUGUCGAUGGAACAGUGGUGAUGAUUCUCCGGUUGAGUUCAUGGAACUCUAUGUCAAGUAGAAAAACACUGAGACUAUGAAGUGAUGGACUCUGUGUAGUUGUGUAGUUAUUGUUCUCAGUGGUAUAUCAGUUUAGAGGUAUGCAACUGUCUCAUAUACAUCCU